CUGGACUGACAGGUCUGGGACCACGGUCAAGGCCUAACAAAAGGGCCCAGAAAUGCUGGGUAGAACACUGGACCCAAGAGGCGAGGAGGGACGAGCACGGGCGGGGCCGCACGCACCGCCUACCAGGCCCGCGGAAACAAACGCCCCAGCGCCCCAGGAAGCCUCAGCCCUCUGCAGGACCCCACACCAGGAGGCGACCCUAGCAGAAAACUCGAGGGACCCUCGGAAUCGCGAGAAACAGUGUGUGAGCCUGGUGGGAACGGGAACAAGCUGGUGUACCCCAGCGACUUCCGGCUCACGGACAAGGAGAAAAGCAGCAUCUGCUACCUGUCCUUCCCCGACUCGCACUCAGUGUGGAGGGCAGAGGCGCCCCUGGCACACGGACGACAGGCACUGUGACAGCGGGGCCCCCGCGUCUCUGCAGACAGGUGAAGGACAGCUCAGCCCGGAGGGGCUACUUCCAGAAGGGCCCUCCUCAGGGCUGGGGUGGCCCUCACUGGCCCCUGGCCCGCAGUCUCUGGUGCUGGUGUCCCGCCUGCCCUUUGUCCGGCUGUUCCAGGCGCUGCUGAGCCUGGUCGCCCCUGAGUACUUCGACAAGCUGACGCCUUGCCUGGAAGCAGUGUGCAAUGAGAUUGACCAGUGGCCGGCCCCCGUGCCCGGGCAGACCCUGAACCUGCCUGUCAUGGGAGUCGUCCUCCAGGUGCAUAUCCCAUCCCGAGUGGACAAGCCUGAGUCUGGUCCUCCAGCGCAGCGCGGCCAUGAGAACCUCCUUCCGGCCCCGGUGGUCCUCAGCAGUGUCCACGAGCUAGACCUGUUCAGGUGCUUCCAGCCCGUGCUGGCCCACGUGCAGAUGCUGUGGGAGCUUGUGCUUCUCGGGGAGCCCCUGGUGGUCCUGGCGCCCUCGCCCGCUGUGUCCUCAGAGAUGGUGCUGGCCUUGACCAGCUGCCUGCAGCCCCUCAAGUUCUGCUGCGACUACCGCCCCUACUUCACCGUCCACGACAGCGAGUUCAAGGAGUUCACGACGCGCACACAGGCCCCGCCAAACGUGGUCCUGGGAGUCACAAACCCCUUCUUUAUCAAAACGCUCCAGCACUGGCCCCACAUCCUCCGUGUGGGCGAGCCCAGGAUGUUAGGGGACCUUCCCAAGCAGGUCAAGCUGAAAAAGCCUUCAAGGUUGAAGACCCUGGACACCAAGCCAGGCCUCUACACGGCGUACACAGCCCACCUCCACCGAGACAAGGCUCUGCUCAGACGCCUGUUUAAGGGCCUGCAGAAGAAGCGGCCGUCCGACGUGCAGACCGCGCUGCUGAGGCGGCACCUGCUGGAGCUCACACAGAGUUUCAUCUUCCCCCUGGAGCACUACAUGGCCAGCCUCAUGCCCCUGCAGAAGAGCAUCACGCCCUGGAAGACCCCUCCCCAGAUCCGCCCCUUCCGCCAGGAUGACUUCCUGCGCAGCCUGGAGCACGCGGGGCCCCAGCUCACCUGCGUCCUCAAGGGGGACUGGCUGGGCCUCUACAGGUGGGUGGACAGCAGGCGGUUUUUCAAGUCCCCUCAUUUCGAUGGCUGGUACCGACAGCGACGCAAAGAGAUGGCCCAGAAGCUGGAGGCCCUGCACCUCGAGGCCAUCUGUGAGGCGAACAUUGAGGUCUGGAUGAAGGGCAAGUCCGAAGUGGAGGUUGUGGACCUGGUCCUGAAACUUCGGGAGAGGCUGGUGCGGGCACAGGGCCACCAGCUCCCCGUGAAGGAGGCGACGCUGAAGCAGGCCCGGCUGUACAUCGAGACGGUCAUCAGCUCACUGCCCAAGGACCUGCAGGUCAUCCUGUGCCCUCCCUAGCCUGGGGCCGAUGGGCAAGGGGCCUAGCUGCCCCUGGCGGCCUGGGUCUGGCCGAGCUUCCUUCUCCCCGGUCAAGCACGAGCUCCCCAGCAAGGUGCCUGCUGCUCGUGGUCUUGGCCCCCACUCAGCACCACCACUGUCCCAGCAGUAAAGGCGCCAUCUGGAGCCACAGCUGGCCCCUGACUGUUGGCACAUCGUGAGCCAGCCACAGCCCCACCUCCCCCUGGGCCCCACUUCCUUCUGCAGGGUCUGGGGCCGGGGGGGGGGCGGGGCCAGCAUGGUCCCCCUAAUCUGAUCUGGGCCUCUGGCCACCAGCCCCCUCCAGGCACCCAUCUGCCCGAAACCUGCCAUCCCACGUGUGGUACCUGAUGUGUCCUUUGGGCUCACUCAGCUGCCCAGCCCAGGUCAGAAGGAGGUAGCUGCCAGGCAGCCCACCCGUCUGUCUGUCUUGCCUGGGGGCACCUCCCCAUUGUCAUUGGCCUGGGAGCAGAGAAGCCACUCUGUCCUGAGAACUCUGCCCUGUGGGCGGUUGGGAGGCUGCUGGGGCCCUGGUGGUGGCCAGGAGGGUCCCGGGCACUGUUUCCUUCCAGUCCUAGAACACCCCCUGGGCACAGCUCCCUUCCUCUGCCCAGGCUGUUUCUCGGCUGCGUGGCUCUACCCCACAUGCAGCCGGAGGGGUUUGAGCCUCCAGCCUGGCCAGGUGCCUCCGGCCGGAGCCCCCACAACCACAGCAGCCUAGGGACACCCUGUUCCUUGGCAAGGAGCGACAGGCCCUCCCAAGUGACACAUGCCACCAUGUGAUACCUUGGCGUACAGGGCCCAGUAGUGGCCAGCACUGUCACAGCUCAGCACCGAGUGGCCAGCACUGUCACAGCUCAGCACCGAGUGGCAGCACUGUCAGCCAGCAGGAGGGGGAGUGGGGGUAGCAGGGGUGAGGCCUUCGGGUAAGUUCCACCUUACCCAACCCUGACGCCUUGUCAAGGGGCAGGGCCCUGAAGGUGCCUACAUGGGCAUCACGGCUCCUUGAGCUGGUCCUGGCAGGGCCUUCCCUUGUCUGCUGAAGCCCCACAGUCCAGGCCCUCCCAAGUGGCGUCGUGUGGCGACGCCACCAGGGGACAGCAGGCGCUGGUCUCAGAGCUGCCAGCAUUGACUUGUCUGGCCCUGACCACAGCCUCAGAUAGCUGGCAUGGCCCCGUCCUGCAGAAAACUGAGCGCAGUCUGGUGCACGGCUGCAGUCUGACAGCAGCGUAGAGGCAGCAGAGAGAGAGAACCAGCUGGAGACGGGGAGUGUGGAAGGGCCUUGGGGCCCCAAGCGCCACUGUGGACAGCCUGUCUGGUCUGGGGAGUGGCCCAAGGGCCAAGGCUGCCGGGCAUGGGAGUGGCUUGGGACAUCGUGACCCCACCCGAGAGCGGGGUGCCCCAGCCAUCACUUCAGCGCAGAGCACGGUCACCUCCCUUCCCAAGUGGCGAAGGGCUGCAAGGGGGACUUCAGCCGCCCUCCGUCCAGGAGGUCCCCGACUCCUGCGUGCCACCUGGAGGGCUCUGGCUGUGUCUGCGCAGCACCUCAGCGCGGGUUGUCCUCGAGAGGGACGCCUGGCAGGGUGGGCAGCGCUGCGAGGGGCUGGGGGGUGGGGCAGAAUCUGAAGCCUUCCCUGGGUGCCUGGGCUGAGGAGGGCCCAGACGAGGCUUCCGGGCACAGUGCAGCCGGGGUGGGGGCUAGGUGUGGAGUCCUGCCAACUCCGUCUCCCCAGAGACUCCUGCCUUCCCUGCCAGGAUCAGGGUGGCUCUGGCUUGGCUGAGCCUCUGUCCCCCCACGGGGCUGGGGUCAGACAGUGAGGAGGGCAGGGGGGGGUAGGUGGGCAGAAGAGGCGGAGCCAUCUCCUACCAGAGCCCCUGGGCAGCAGGGCCUGGAGGGGCUGCAACUCCUGGUCUGAGGCCGGGGUGUGAGGGUAGUGGUGUGUGUGGGCCCGGGGUGGGGGUGGGGGUGGGGUGGAGGGCGCCAGUGGGCGGCUGCGGGGACAGGAAGGACAGUCCUCACCCCCCAGCUUCCUGCACUCUAUUUAAAGACUCUCUUUUAGGCUGGGAUGGUGGCCUUCCCACAUCUUUGGUAUUAAAAUGUCCUGUGACACAA
Molecule: messenger RNA, 3965 nt
Organism: Phacochoerus africanus (Common warthog)
Lineage: Eukaryota; Metazoa; Chordata; Mammalia; Artiodactyla; Suidae
Gene: DENND6B
Product: DENN domain containing 6B
Exons: 20
Coding region: 53-1834 (593 amino acids)
Cellular component (GO): recycling endosome
Molecular function (GO): guanyl-nucleotide exchange factor activity
Source: RefSeq, a predicted model, not a curated record